AUGCCACGAUUGGAAGAGUCAGAAAUCAAAAAAUAUUGGCAAAUUUUUCAAGGUCUAAAACCAAUUGAUAACAAAGUAAGUGGUGAUACAGUUGCUCCAGUAUUAAAGAAUUCAAGAUUACCUCAACAACAAUUAUCAUCAAUAUGGGCAUUAAGUGAUAUCGAUAAUGAUGGAAGUCUAGACUUUGAAGAGUUUUGUAUAACGAUGAGAUUAAUCUUUGAUCUUGUGAAUGGUUCUAUAGCUGAAGUACCUGAUCAAUUACCUUCUUGGUUAAUUCCUUCAUCAAAAGCUGCUUUAAUUCAAGCCAACCAAGCAGUAACUCAAGGAAGAAAUAUAGGAGUAGAUUAUGAAGAUGAUGAAGAUGGUUUAAGUGAAAAUUUUGAUUGGUAUAUUUCACCAAAGGAUAAAUCAACUUAUGAAACUAUAUAUCAAUCAAAAAAUGAUAAUUUUGGUAGAAUAAGAUUUGAUUCAUUAAAUUCAUUAUAUUCAACAUUAAGAAAUGUCCCCACAAGUGAUAUAUCAUCAGCAUGGAAUUUAGUUAACCCAAAAUCAUUUGAAACAAUAGAUAAAGAUCAAACAUUAGUAUUUUUACAUAUUUUAAAUCAAAGAGAAAAUGGUAAAAGAAUUCCUCGUGGAGUACCAGCAAGUUUAAGAGCUACUUUUUCAAAAGAAGUUCCCAGUUAUGAUUUAAAAGCUCAAAAUAAACCUUCUUAUAACACACAAACUCAAGCUUCAAAACGAUCUUUUGCAAAUGAUUAUUUAACUAAAUUAGGUCAAAACAAUACAAUAUCAGAUAAAGGAACAGAUUUUUCAGGAGUUGAAGGUACAGAUUGGGAAGAAGCAAGAUUAAAAAGAGAAUUAAUAGAUUUAGAAAAUUUAAUAAAAGAAGUUUCAACAAGGUCUGAAUCAGAAAAAAAAGAAAAUGAAAAACAAAAUUUAAUAAAAUAUGAAUUUGAACAAUUAUUAAAAUAUAAACAAGAACAAUAUAAAAAGCAACAAUUAGAUGAUGGAGAAGAUUUAAUAAAAGUUGAAAAUGAUAUAAAAGAUUUAGAAACUCAAGUUGAAUCAUUACAAGAAUAUUUGGAAUCUCGAAAACAAGAAUUGAAUAAAUUAAAUCAAGAAAUAUCUGCACUACAAUAA
Molecule: messenger RNA, 1140 nt
Organism: Lodderomyces pseudojiufengensis
Lineage: Eukaryota; Fungi; Ascomycota; Pichiomycetes; Serinales; Debaryomycetaceae
Gene: END3
Product: End3p
Exons: 1
Coding region: 1-1140 (379 amino acids)
Biological process (GO): endocytosis; endosomal transport; actin filament organization
Cellular component (GO): plasma membrane; nucleus; mating projection tip
Molecular function (GO): protein binding; calcium ion binding
Source: RefSeq, a predicted model, not a curated record